Nothoprocta perdicaria is the source of this 1282-nucleotide messenger RNA. RefSeq names its product serine and arginine rich splicing factor 5 (gene SRSF5). Gene Ontology annotation, molecular function: mRNA binding. NCBI's taxonomy places the organism in Eukaryota, Metazoa, Chordata, Aves, Tinamiformes, Tinamidae. The record is from RefSeq and is a predicted model, not a curated record. The transcript is spliced from 7 exons. Gene Ontology annotation, cellular component: cytoplasm; nucleus; ribonucleoprotein complex. Bases 20 to 814 code for a protein of 264 amino acids.
GUCUCCCGCAGCGAGCGCCAUGAGCGGCUGCCGCGUCUUCAUCGGGAGGCUCAACCCGGCCGCCAGGGAGAAGGACGUGGAGAGGUUCUUCAAGGGCUACGGCCGCAUCCGCGACAUCGACCUCAAGAGGGGCUUCGGCUUCGUGGAAUUUGAAGAUCCAAGGGAUGCAGACGAUGCUGUCUAUGAACUCGAUGGAAAAGAGCUUUGCAGUGAGAGGGUUACAAUUGAGCAUGCAAGGGCACGCUCUAGGGGUAGAGGCAGAGGGAGGUACUCUGACCGUUAUAGUAGCCGGCGACCACGUAGUGACAGGAGAAGUGCUCCACCUCUAAGAACAGAAAAUCGCCUCAUAGUGGAAAAUUUGUCUUCCAGAGUCAGCUGGCAGGAUCUCAAAGACUUCAUGAGACAAGCUGGGGAAGUAACCUUUGCAGAUGCACACAGGCCUAAGUUAAAUGAAGGGGUGGUUGAAUUCGCCUCUUACAGUGAUUUAAAGAAUGCUAUUGAAAAGCUUUCUGGUAAAGAAAUUAAUGGAAGGAAAAUCAAAUUAAUUGAAGGCAGCAGCAAAAGAUACAGUAGGUCCAGGAGCAGGUCACGAUCCCGUAGCAGAAGUUCCUCCAGGUCUCGUAGCCGCUCCCGUUCCCGAAGCCGCAAGUCUUACAGCAGGUCGAGGAGUAGGAGCCGUAGCAAGUCUCGAUCAGUUAGUAGAUCUCCAGUAAAGAGCCAUAAACGGGGCUCUUCCAGUAGAUCCAAAUCCCCAGCGUCUGUGGAUCGGCAGAGGUCUCGAUCGAGGUCCAGAUCUGUUGACAGUGGCAACUGAACUAUAAGUAACUUGCCCCGGGGGCCCUUUUUUAAACCAUACUUGCUAAAACUUGUGGUAAGUAUGUGACUUUCUGGGGGGAAGGGUUUGGACAGGGAGGGUGGGAGGGGGAACUUUGUAGAUGUGGACCAUGGGGAGGGAGGGUUACUGACUAAUUGUAUUAAAUGUUUUUUGAUAACCUCUUUCUUGCUCACAUUUUUGUGAAUGUCUGAAGUGUAUAGUUUGUGUAUAUUGGCAGAGCUCUUUAUAACUAAAGCAGACAUUUUUUUUUGUACUCAAACACAACAAGUUACUUAAACACUUAAUUCCCGGUAUAUUCAACUGUGAAUAGCAAUUCAGGUUAUUAGUUUAAUAUCUCAGAUUAAACUAAUAGCUGUAGGCAUCUAAGAGCUCUACGUGUGCUGUACAUAAAGCUUUAUUUCAGAGGGUAUUUUUUUGUGCUUUGGAAACCAUUGUUUCAGUAAUAGG